Molecule: messenger RNA, 894 nt
Organism: Solenopsis invicta (red fire ant)
Lineage: Eukaryota; Metazoa; Arthropoda; Insecta; Hymenoptera; Formicidae
Product: putative fatty acyl-CoA reductase CG5065
Exons: 3
Coding region: 22-894 (290 amino acids)
Biological process (GO): long-chain fatty-acyl-CoA metabolic process
Cellular component (GO): peroxisome
Molecular function (GO): alcohol-forming very long-chain fatty acyl-CoA reductase (NADP+) activity
Source: RefSeq, a predicted model, not a curated record
UGAUAAUAGGCUAAUUUAUUAAUGAAAUUUUACAGUUGCGUACAGCUUGAAAUUGACUCCAAAAUGAGUACGACGAACGCACAAACUAAUUCGGGACACGCACACGAUGAGGCUCACUCGAGAGGAAGUACGAUCGACGCAUUUUUCGCCGGCACGGUGAUCCUUUUAACCGGCGCUACGGGCUUCUUGGGGAAAGCCCUUCUGGAAAAGCUGCUGCGCUCGUGUCCCGUGGCCGCAAUUUUCGUUCUGAUCCGUCCGAAAAGAAAUAAAUCCAUCGAGCAACGUUUCGAGGAACUGCUGAAUGAACCCGUUUUUGACAGGAUACAAACGGAGUUUCCGGACACCUUGAAAAAGAUCUUCCCCGUGAAAGGCGACGUGAGCCUGCCGGAAUUGGGGCUCGAACCCGAUGACAGAAAGAUGCUUUUGGAUAAAGUCAACAUAGUGUUCCACAGCGCGGCCACCGUGCGUUUCAACGAGCCGCUGAAAAUCGCCGUUAAUUUGAAUGUGAUGGGCACCGAUCGUAUGUUGGACUUGUGCAGGCGCAUGACAAACCUUAUUAGCGUUAUUCAUGUCAGCACAGCCUACAGUAAUGCUGAUCGACUGGAGAUUGAGGAAUCGAUUUACACUACGGAGGUGAAGCCGCACACGGUGGUCCAUAUGUGUGAAAAUUUGGAUGACGAGACGAUAAAAAUUACAGAAAAGAAAUUGAUCGGGAAACAUCCCAAUACAUAUACAUUCACUAAGAAUUUAGCAGAGCAGAUAGUAAUGAAGAAAGGAAAAAAUUUACCGAUUGCAAUUGUAAGGCCGAGCAUAAUUUGCGCAGCAAACCAAGAUCCAUUUCCCGGAUGGAUUGAUAAUAUCAAUGGUAUUACAGGUACGGUCAUAGUUAACUAA